Mesorhabditis belari is the source of this 2169-nucleotide messenger RNA. Lineage: Eukaryota; Metazoa; Nematoda; Chromadorea; Rhabditida; Rhabditidae. The record is from the annotation of a GenBank genome assembly.
AUGAGAUUCUCAACGGCAAUCGAUGAACUCUUCAGUUUGCAGGUCACAACAGGGUCUAUGUCAAUACUUCUUCUACUUAUCUCAACCUUGCUAAUACUUCUGUGUUGCUGCUACAUGUGCUCCUACGUUUUGAUGCAAAGCUACAAAAGAAAGCGAAGCAACGAUGAAUUUGGGAUGAUGCUUCGUGAUGCCUAUAAAUCUCACAACACAACCAUGGAUGAACUCGACGGCCCAUACCACACUGCGAAUUUUACUUUGACAAUGAGUGGUGAGGACAAUGGUGGUUUUGAAGCUGAAAAAAGCUCGAUUCGAAAGCGAGAGCCAACAUUUCGAGAAACAUUAGAUGACGACUUUGCUGAGACAAGAAUUGAUGUCGGAGAGCCUGAUGAAAAAGUACGAUUCUCAUUUCGAAAGCUAUGGAAGUUCACUGGACCGGGUUUUCUAAUGUCAAUCGCCUAUUUGGAUCCAGGCAACAUUGAAAGCGAUCUACAGUCGGGUGCAAUUGCUCAGUAUAAGUUAAUCUGGGUUCUUUUAAUGGCACAUAUCUUGGGUCUUCUCAUGCAAAGAUUAUCAGCUCGAAUCGGUGUUGUUAGUGGUCAACACAUGGCUCAAAUAGCGCAUUCAUAUUAUACAAAAAUUCCACGAGUUUGUCUAUGGAUUAUGGUCCAAAUUGCGAUUAUUGGUUCAGAUAUGCAAGAAGUCAUUGGCACAGCGAUUUCUCUUUAUCUUCUUUCUAACGGAAACAUUCCACUUUGGGUUGGUGUGCUUAUUACAAUCUGUGAUACUUUCUCGUUUCUGUUUUUGGAAAGAUAUGGAAUUCGAUAUUUUGAGCUCUUUUUCUGUUUCCUCAUUUCUUGCAUGGCUGCCUCGUUUGGUUUCGAAUUUGUGAAAGCGGCACCGGAUGCUGCUGGCUUAUUCAAAGGAAUGGUGAUUCCGUGGUGUAAAGACUGUCGAAGUGAUCAGUUAUUACAGGGCAUAAGUCUUCUGGGAGCAGUCAUCAUGCCGCAUAACUUCUACCUUCACUCGGCUCUUGUCCAGAGCAGACGAGUGAAUCGGGAGAAACGAAGCGCUGUAAAAGAGGCCAACUUCUACUAUUUUAUCGAAUCAGCAUUUGCUCUUCUUUGCUCUUUUAUCAUCAAUGUCUUGGUGGUGGCCGUGUUUGCCAUGGGACUCUAUGGAAAAACUAAUCAACAAGUGAGAGACAUGUGUGAAACGAACGACAAUGGUAUGCCUCAAUUCUAUCGAGAUGUCUACAAAAAUGACACAGAUGAUGCAGAAUCAGACAUUUAUCAUGCUGGAAUAUAUUUGGGAUGCGCAUUCGGGACUGGUGCUUUAUACGUUUGGGCAAUCGGAAUUUUAGCGGCUGGUCAGAGCUCGACGAUGACUGGCACUUAUGCAGGUCAAUUCGCUAUGGAGGGUUUUAUCAAAUUGGAAAUGCCGGCUUGGAAACGGUUACUUUUAACUCGUUCCAUCGCAAUCCUUCCCACACUUGCGGUGACGAUUUUCAGCGGUGGUAUUCAACAUAUUACAGGUUUAAAUGAUUUCCUGAAUUGUGUGCAAAUGUUGCAAUUACCAUUUGCUCUAAUUCCAUUGCUCACUUUUGUCGCCGAUUCAAAAAUCAUGGGCGAAUUCGCUUGCUCAACUUUACAAAAAUGGUUUGCUUUAUUGGUUUCCCUUGUUGUUCUUUUCAUCAAUAUUUAUUUCCUUUAUGAAUGGGUGGGCGAUGAAUUUGGAUGGACGCCGGCUUCUUUAUCUACACUUGCUGUUUUAUUCGUAAUCUAUGGUGUUCUGAUCGUUUAUUUGACUUAUUACUGUUUAGUGGCAAUGGGAGCGAUUUCUCCGAUCGAAUCGAAAUAUUUUCCGACUCCAAAAUAUCAAAAUUUUGAUGCACCUUGGCUUGAAAGUAUCAAGAGCGAAAUUGAAGACUAUACGUUAAGUGCUCGAUGUGCGAAUGAAUUGGUUAUGAUUGAAAGCGCUUUCAUGCAUCUUUAUGACGCUCCAACCGGUCAAAAAACCUACUCGAUGUUAAGCGUUUUUGAGCAGAGUUUAAAUCUUUUUUUCACUGUCUAUGACGCGGUGCACAAUGACUCGGAUUGUGCCUAUGAAUGGGCACCACUUUUCCCACAUAUUAUUGAGUUUAUUAAAGGUACGGAGAGAGUUUUAAAUGUU